ACCACUACAUCAUUUUCCUCUUCUCAAUUAUCUCCUCGUAUCUAUCUACUACAAUUUCUGCAUAUACCCACUUACACACUCAGACAGAUCCUGAUACCCUUUUUCUUUAAUUUCUGUGUUUUCAAUAAAAAAAAAAUGUUGAAGCUUUCGUGCAAUGGCGCAGACCGGGUUCAAUUCCUCGCCCAAUGUGGGUUAAUGGGUCGACCCGCUUCUGUUCUUGCUAGCCGGGGGAGGAGCACCACUGCCGGGUUCCGGUUUCCGGUGACCAGAGGGUCGCCGAUUGUGGCCGUGGUAUCGAACAGGGACGGUGCUGCGGUGAACCGGGUCGAACCGGAUUCGGGGAGUUUGGCGGACCGGUUGCGGCUUGGGAGCUUGACGGAGGAUGGGUUGUCUUAUAAGGAGAAGUUCAUUGUCAGAAGCUAUGAAGUUGGGAUCAAUAAGACUGCUACUGUUGAAACCAUUGCAAAUCUCUUGCAGGAGGUUGGAUGUAAUCAUGCUCAGAGUGUUGGAUAUUCAACUGAUGGUUUUGCAACAACCCCUACCAUGAGAAAAUUGCGUCUCAUAUGGGUGACUGCUCGCAUGCACAUUGAAAUCUACAAAUACCCUGCUUGGAGUGAUGUUGUUGAGAUAGAGACAUGGUGUCAAGGGGAAGGGAGGGUUGGAGUAAGGCGUGAUUUUAUACUUAAAGACCAUGCAACUGAUCAAGUCAUCGGAAGAGCAACAAGCAAGUGGUUAAUGAUGAAUCAGGACACCAGACGACUCCAAAAAGUUUCUGAUGAUGUUCGAGAGGAGGUUUUGAUGUUUUGUCCUCGAGAGCCCAGGUUAGCAAUUCCUGAGGAGGAUAGUAAUUGCUUGAAGAAAAUUCCAAAACUGGAAGAUCCUGCUCAGUCUUCCAGAGUUGGACUUGUGCCUAGAAGAGCAGAUCUGGACAUGAAUCACCAUGUUAACAAUGUCACCUAUAUUGGAUGGGUGCUUGAGAGCAUGCCUCAAGAAAUCAUUGAUAGCCAUGAGUUGCAGAGUAUCACCUUGGAUUACAGAAGAGAGUGCCAACGAAAUGACAUAGUUGACUCCCUCACCAGUGAGGAACCACUUGAGGGUGCUGAGGUGGUUCCAGAACUCAAAGGUACAAAUGGAUUUGCCAUAGCAACGGAAGACACACAAGCCUGCCAGCAGUUCCUACAUCUACUAAGAUUGUCUACUGAUGAAGGACUUGAGAUAAACCGGGGUAGAACAGAAUGGAGAAAGAAAGCUCCAAGAUGAGGACCAUCAAGUGUGCUCCUGCCUUAUAAUUCUAUUUUUAUCUUUCUAGUUCUGUUUUGGGUUUUUCUUUGUUGUUGUUAUUGUUUUUUUUUUUUUUUCUCUUUUCACACAAUAGUUUGCUUAGAAAUCAUGCACUUGGUAGGGACUGGAAAGCUAGAUUUUGUUGUUGAUUUCUUGUUUGUCAUGUUCACAAAUUGAAAUUAUACUCCAAAUCCUGUAGUUAGACUGAAUAACUAAACAUAAUCUCUCAUGCUUUGGCAUUUUGAUUC
This is a messenger RNA of Gastrolobium bilobum, 1529 nucleotides long. RefSeq names its product oleoyl-acyl carrier protein thioesterase 1, chloroplastic. The transcript is spliced from 7 exons. Gene Ontology annotation, biological process: fatty acid biosynthetic process. Gene Ontology annotation, molecular function: fatty acyl-[ACP] hydrolase activity; acyl carrier activity. Bases 136 to 1260 code for a protein of 374 amino acids. The record is from RefSeq and is a predicted model, not a curated record. NCBI's taxonomy places the organism in Eukaryota, Viridiplantae, Streptophyta, Magnoliopsida, Fabales, Fabaceae.